Molecule: messenger RNA, 2817 nt
Organism: Drosophila gunungcola (fruit fly)
Lineage: Eukaryota; Metazoa; Arthropoda; Insecta; Diptera; Drosophilidae
Exons: 6
Coding region: 703-1641 (312 amino acids)
Molecular function (GO): protein binding
Source: RefSeq, a predicted model, not a curated record
AGUUUCAGUUUUAGUCGAGCAACGCAACUCGAACGCAACGGUACAUGGGCGGUGCAUGGCGAACAGUACUCAGUGCCCCCGAUAACAACAGCUCUCUCCGAACACCGAACUGCAGUUUAAUUAAAUAAAUAAAAUUAUAUUUUUUUUCAAGUUCAAAUACAUGCAUAGUAAAAGUUGCCUAAAUCUUUUAUAACAACAAUAAUAAGUAGUGCUAAAAUUCCCGAAAAUCAGCAGCCGUGUUUUGAAGUUACGUCAAAAGGAGUCGCGAAAGAAGAAGAGCCAGAGGAGAGAGGAGAAGGCGAAGGCGAAGAGGCAGAGGCAGAGAAGAGGAGAGAGAGCCGAAAAGAAGAACAAUAACAACAAAGCGAACGCACGCGAUAGGAGUAACUGUAAAUGUGAAAGGAUAAAAUAGGAGAAACCCGAAAUCAGCGAAAGGACUUUUUUUUUUUUUGGUUGGUUUUUGUUUUUGGCGCGUCGUCGCCGUUUUGCCUUUUGUUUUUAUUAUUUUUGCCGUUCGUUCGUGUGCCCUUGUUGAUUGCUUUGCAGCCGGCUUUGGCCAACAACAACAAAAAAGGAAAAGAAAAGAAAAGUGAGGUGAGGUGAGGUGAGGUGAGGGAGAGAGAGGGGGUGCAAGCAAGAAGGCGAUACCUAACCACUAGGCUACCAAGCAGCUAGAGCUUAUGUAAAGCGUGCUAUGGAAGCAUGUCGUCCACUUCCAGCUCCGUGCUAACGUUGUCAUCGUUUAAUCUAUUAUUUUUCACCCAAGUGCUCACGGUUCUCAGCUCGACGAUCAAGUACAACGAAUACGCAACGGACAAGGGCGGCAAUGUGAGCAUACCCUGCAUAGCCCAGGGCAACAUCAUGUGGGUGAAAGAGCACGGCAACAACAGCACAAUAGUCCAGUCUGGUCGUGUUUUGGUGCUGCGCAAUGUGAGCACUACGGAUGCUGGAAUUUACGUGUGCUUUGCCUCGCUGCCACGCCCAUCGACAACUGCAACUGCAACAUCAGCAACUACCUCACCGCAAAAUCAGCAGGAGAACACUGUGAAAGCAUCCCAACCAGUGGAGGAUGAGAACGGCAAGGACUCCAAGGACUCCCAGCAGGAAACCCAAGUGGAGCAGGAGGAGUUAGAGGUGGAGUACCUAGCGAAACAGCGAACCAAGCUCGUCGUUCGCACGGUUCCCGGUCCGGUGUCGCAGCUCUACUUCAAGGCCUCCACCAUACUGGGCUUCCUCAUCUGGCGCUUCAACAAGACCCAAUCCGGGGGUUAUCCGGUGCGCAGCUUUACGGCGGAGUACCGCAAUGUGUCCUACAAAACGCCGCCGGCGAACGCCAGUUUCGAGCACGCCUGGAGCAGGAUGGAUCCCAUCAACAUAGCCUUCAAUGUGCGUCAAAUGGAGGUCUAUCGCCUGGCACCCAACACCACAUAUGAGUUUCGGAUAUGGGCCAACAACGAGCUGGGCAGCGGCGAGGUGGUGACCACCAACGUGACCACGCUGCCGGAGACCAAGGAAGAGGCCGGACGUGAAAUGUUUGCUUUUGCCGUUGGAUGUUGUUUAUAUGUAUAUUUAAGUCCCAAUAUUAUAUAUUCUAUAUGUAUGUAUGUACAUAGCCUUAGUGCGGCUGCUGUGCUGCUGUGACCUGUAAAUAAAAUAGCAUACGAAAUGCAUUCGUAAAUGUAUUUGAUAUGUAAAGCUCUACAGGCCAAAAACAAAUAUUGAUUACGGCAAAUAGAUUAGCAAAAUUGUCAUUAAUUUUCUUAUAGUUAUUCAUUAAGCAGCUUCCGUAAUUAUGCAAAUUAUGUUUGAUAAUAAUGUUUAAAAGAAUGUAGGUCCAAUUAAGUUCUGUAAUAUAUUCGUAGACAUAGUUUAGGUAAAAUGGUCAAACAGUUUUGUAAACUCUCAUUAAAUCAGUAGGAUUUUGUUGCACAUUUUGGUGGUAAAUCAGAAGCUAGCCACAAAAAUGUUUUUAUUAUAGAAAAAAAUAGUUCUCUUUAAACCAUAAUAACAUUCAAAACAUAACAAAUAAAAAAGGCAGCUGAAAUUUUAUAACAAAUGUAUAUAAAAUCACUUUGCUUACAUUGAUUGUGAAAUUUUAGUGUUAGAGCCGCAGUACAAGAUGCGUGUAUUUAUUUACUUAAUACCCCCCUAAAUAGAACCUAUAGCCUUAAGUAAUGAAAAGUGUAAUUUCCGCUUUAACAAAAACCAAAAUGCUAAUUCAGUCCUAGACCAAAAAGAAAACAAAAAGCUUUAAGCACUUUAACUGUGAUAGCCUGCACUUGUAGCCAAAAAAUCAAUCAAUGAAACGAAAACGAAACCGAAAUCAAUGCAAAAACCGUCUAAAGGUCUCAGCCAAUUUUAUGCUUUACUGCAACAAAUAAAUAAAAACAUAUUGCUAAAUAAAUAUUGUAAAAUGCCUAGACCAAAGACAAAGCUUUAUCAAUGUUGUAACCGUGUAUGUACUUUACUUUACUGAAUAUUUAUGUGUUAUUUGCAUUUGCAACGAUAAAAUCCAUAAAAGCACGACAAUUAAAUGUUCUGAAAAACUGAAAGAGUGGAUUGUAUAAAAUGUUUCGUUGAGUAUUUAAUUUAGUUUUGUUUUGAGAACACUUGAGCUUGGAUUUCAAUAGAAAAUGCACACAAAACACACAGAAAGACACAUUAUAAAUACAAUUACUAUAUACGCGCAUAUACAACUGUGUUCAAAAUCAUAAAACUAUUUGCAUAGUUUUCAAAAAUUUCGAAAGAAGUUUAAGAGUAAUUUUAAGCUAGAUUUUAAAAAUCUUUUAUUUAAAGGGACCAAUUUUUAAACGUUUA